Molecule: messenger RNA, 1152 nt
Organism: Vanrija pseudolonga
Lineage: Eukaryota; Fungi; Basidiomycota; Tremellomycetes; Trichosporonales; Trichosporonaceae
Exons: 1
Coding region: 1-1152 (383 amino acids)
Source: RefSeq, a predicted model, not a curated record
AUGCAUCCUCCCACUCCCCUUCCCUACCCCUUCCACUCGCUCGAGAACCCAUUAUUCCACACGCCGCGCACGCCGCUCGCACAACGCGGCUCCAGCGUCCACAUCGGAACGUCCCCCCGCGCGCUCGCGUACAACAACUUGGUCGUCCCCUCGCCGCCCAUGCUCAGCAGGCCCUUCUCCGCCCUCUUGGGCCAGGAGCGUGCCGGCGUCGACUCGCACCACGACAGCCCUAGCAGUGACGGGUCGACUGGCGAUGACGCCGACGACGACGGCGAGGUCUUAACGCCAGACACGACGGUCUUGCUCACCGAGGACCUUCCCCACGCCGACGCCUUCCCCGUCUCGUUCACCCCGCGCCGUCUUCCUUCGCGUGUCUCCACCACCGCGACGAGCUCGAGCACGAGCAUUCCGCUCAACAGGCCGGCCCUAUCCCCCACUGCCCUGCUUCCCCGGCUCGUCCGUGACGCGGUACCUGAUCAACUCUCCCUCGGAUCGUCGGCGACGUACGCUUCGGCCGAUGAGAGGGGCGUACCGGCGUACUUCCCGUACGGGCACGGCAGCUACUCCUGGGCGCAGCUCGGGUUCCAGAGCAAGUAUCGCGACGAGGAAGACUUCAAGAGGGAUCUCGAUGGCUUGUUCCCUCUGGAGGACGAUGCAGCUGGUCUGCCCAAGGUGUCCUCUAACCUGUCGUCUCCUGCGCGCUCAGUCUCGAGCGGCGGCUUCCAUGCGUCUGGCGGCUCGGCGGCGACGGACACGUCCUCGGCGGCUGUCAUUCCCUGGACCCGACCACAAAGCCUUCUCACUCCACCAAAGCCAAUGUCCGACCUCGACCACGAGAGCGAGUACAGCGCACCAUCUUUCGUGCCCAUCUCCCCGGCCCCUUCGGCCUAUCAAGAAACAUCGCGAAGUAUCAGAGGCGACAAUGAUGACGACAUCACCCUGGGCGAACCGCCUCACAGUGCCGCGCCGCUGCCCAGCAAGGCCGUCAAGAAGGCGCGUGUCCACAAGAGUCGGGUCAGCGAUGAGCUGCCCAAAGCCACGAUCGCCGAGUCCCCCGAGUCAACCGGUAUUGUGGCUGACGAUGACAACGGUUCGGAGCAACCAGCCCGGCUGAACAACAAAAGGACCUUCAAGGUGGCGUUGUGGGAGUGA